GCAAUCGACAUAUAAUACUGAACAAAUCGAGCGCAGUUGUAGGAGGCUGGGUAAGACUUGGGCAUGGCUAUAGAGCUGUACAAGUAAUCAAUAAGGCAGAGUUUAGUGAAUUUUACAAUAGAAGUAACGUGUUUCAACUUGUCAGUUAUAAUUCACAUAGCUUAAAGUACCGGCAAGUUUAAUAUAGUAUCUUAAUUUGACAGUUUAAGAUCAUGGAUCACGCGAAACAGAAACAGUCUGAAAAGCAAGUUGCCAAUUCUACCGACUCUGUCAACGGGCAUGUGGAGGAGAGAGCGCCGGUUCCAAAGUCGCCCAACCGGACCAGGGGUCCGCAGGUAGUGCCCGGAGAGGAGACGAGAUCGCAUUCGUCAGCUGUCAUGGAGAGCUGGAAAGAGGAACGCACUCGGAGCAUUGAGGACAACGAGAUGAACCUGCCCAGCAUCGCCGCCGCGUACACCACUAUCCUUAGGGGUCUGGGAGAAGACCCCCUCAGACAGGGGCUUCUGAAAACCCCGUGGAGAGCCGCCACUGCUAUGCAGUUCUUCACUAAGGGCUACCAGGAGAAAAUAUCAGACGUGCUGAACGACGCUAUCUUUGACGAGGACCAUGACGAAAUGGUGAUUGUGAAAGACAUCGACAUGUUUUCAAUGUGUGAGCACCACCUGGUGCCCUUCAUUGGCAAGGUGCAUAUAGGUUACCUUCCCAACAAGAGAGUCGUGGGUCUGAGCAAAUUGGCCAGAAUUGUUGAAAUCUAUAGCAGAAGAUUACAAGUCCAGGAGAGGUUGACGAAGCAGAUCGCUGUCGCCAUCACAGAGUCUCUGCAGCCGUCUGGAGUGGGGGUCGUGAUCGAGGCCAGUCACAUGUGCAUGGUGAUGCGUGGUGUGCAGAAGAUGAACAGCAAGACUGUGACCAGCACCAUGCUGGGUGUGUUCAGAGAGGACCCCAAAACCAGAGAGGAGUUCCUGAAACUGAUCAAAGACUGAGCACCAGCCUCCUGCUACCCUCGCCCCCCAUGCUACUGCCAGACAUCUCCCCUGAAAACGAACUACCCUCGC
Polyodon spathula (Mississippi paddlefish) is the source of this 1055-nucleotide messenger RNA. RefSeq names its product GTP cyclohydrolase 1-like. The record is from RefSeq and is a predicted model, not a curated record. The transcript has 6 exons. Lineage: Eukaryota; Metazoa; Chordata; Actinopteri; Acipenseriformes; Polyodontidae. Gene Ontology annotation, biological process: tetrahydrobiopterin biosynthetic process; tetrahydrofolate biosynthetic process. Gene Ontology annotation, cellular component: cytoplasm. Gene Ontology annotation, molecular function: zinc ion binding; GTP binding; GTP cyclohydrolase I activity. The coding region runs from base 213 to 983 and encodes 256 amino acids.